CCACGUUUCUAUUAUCAACCCUCUGUUUGGGAUAACCGAUUUAUCAUCAUUCAUUUGUUUGUCUUCAGUCUAAAUCGCAGAGCCCUCCUCCGUUUCCCCUCCUCCCCCGCCUCCUUCUCCAUCCCUCCUCCUCACAUUUCCCCGGUGCUGCUGCUGCUGCUGCUGCCUCCGUGUCUUCGGUGCGGUACACCGCAGCCAUGGUGGACUCUCCCAGCGCGAUGAAGAAGACCUUCUCGGUGCCGGAGAUCAAACCGCUGGACCAGUACGACUUCAAUCGAGCCAAGAUCUGCGCCAGCGUUCGGUGGCUGCUGUCGAAAUCCUACGGCUCUGCAGAGAACGUUCCGGUGGAGUUGCGUGAUCCGCUCUAUAAGGACCAGUAUGAACAAGAGCACCUCAAGCCGGCUGUCUCCAAGCUGCUUCUCUCCCCGGAGAUCUAUUGCAGAGCUCAGGCACUGCUUGCCCAGGCACAUGGGGUCUCUCAGCCAGCAUCGCAGGGGUCUCCAGCUGAUAACUCUGCCCUCCUGCAGUUCCUCAUUAAGAAAGGUUUCGCUCCGAAGGUCCAGGAUGCCGAUGUCACAGAGGAGGACCUUAGCAGUAGCCCUAUUAAAACGGUGUGUGUUGUGUAUUUGUAUGAUGGCGUAUUUUCUACUUUAAAUUCAACCUGCAAGUGGUCGAAUGCUUUCAGCAUCUCAGUGUUUGUCUUACAUUUGCAGUUGAACCAGAAGCUAAGAGAAAGCACAGAAGAAGAAGAGCCGCCCAAGUCACAGAAUUGCACAGACUUGCAGCCUGUUCAGGACUCGUGUCAGUCCACCCGGUGGUACUGGAAACUAGUCCCCCAUGCUAUCGCUUUUUGUUUGAAGGAGUCGGGGAAUAAGCCGCCAGUGAUCCGCUAUAGGAAGGACAAAGUGCAGUCUAAGUUGACUCCCACUUUCCCUCUGGUUUCUGCGGUCAAAGAUCUAUCUAACGGCUGCGCAAUAGCUGCUGUGCUGCACUAUUACUGCCCCAGCUUGCUGCCUCUAGAGGAUGUGUGUCUGAAGGAUACCAUGUCAGUAGCUGACUCUCUCUACAACCUGCAGCUGAUCAAAGAGUUCUGUGAGAGCAGCUUGCAGAGCUGCUGCCCCCUUGCUGUGGAGGAUAUGCUCUACGCGCCACUGACUCUGCACCUUAACAUCAUGAGCUUCAUAGCAGAGCUGCUGGAGUGGUUUGAGAUCAAGAAACCUGAUUUUGUCCAGCCCGUACAGCCCAUUGACCUCACAGACAAAAAUUGGCUGUGUUGUGUAACACUGUUGUCCCUUUUCAGCGGUUCUCCUUCUUUCAUCUUUAAACAACCAUUUGUACCCAUCUCCUCUCCAGUUUCCCCAGAAAACAAAAGCUGGACAAAGAAACAAAUCAGUCGUCCUCUGUCAGCAGUGACUUUCAGCAUCCCAUUUGGCCUGGACAGUGAUGUUGACAUUGUCAUGGGAAACCCAAUAGAUUCUGUCUUUCGCUCCGUCAGCACUGACAGCCUCGCCACCGCCAUCCCGGCAAUGACGUCCCCGAUGACAUCAGCAGGGAUGACUCGUGUCCCGUACAGCCCUCCGGAGGAUCUCAGCCACCUGGUCAGCGCUUCAGCCCCAUCGCAGCGCUCUUCCUGGGGUCCAUAUGCACACACUGCACAAAUGGGAGAGCUGCCGACCAUUGAGGAGGCGAUGCAGGUCGUCCAUAGACCGGGCAGCAAAGACCAGAAGAAGGGACGGGUACCUGAGAAAGGUGGGAAAGGAGCUUUGGCAGACAGGCCAGAGCCCAGGUUACGUCCUGAAGGAGCUCCAGCAGGUUUCUUUCUGCACUCGCCUGAAGAGGAUAAUCCCCAGCUCAGCAGCUCUGCUCCGUGUCGCUCCGGAAUCCUCUACCGGCCAGUUGGAGGAGAAGUGGGCGGCAAUGAAAGGCAAGGAAGGAGAGAAAGCCGGGAGAGGUCAGGACGUUCUGAUAUGUCACGUGAUGACGACUCUGUACUGCGAGAUGGCAGCGUUGACUCCUCGGAAGCAUCGGACGAUAUGCCCAGAAACGCCCCGGGUAACAUACGACCCAGUAGCGGUCGUCAGGGAAACCACAGCACCAGCAACAGUCCACGCAUGACGAGCUUUGCUGAGCGACGAGACAACCGAAGAAGACACCCUUCUGCUCCUGGGGAAGAGUCGGCUUCUGCUCAGACCCCAACAACCCCAGCAACUCCAAACACACCCUCCACCCCAGCAGGUGCAGUAGGGCGCCAGGACAGCCCAGGUCCCAGAGGUCCGGAACCUGGCUCGGAGGCCUGGGAACUGGGAGUUCGUCUUGAGGAAAAACGCAAAAGCAUCGAAGCUCAAAAAAGACGUAUCGAAGCUAUUUUUGCCAAGCACAGGCAGCGGCUUGGAAAAACCGCUUUCCUUCAACUGAAAAGAGAGCAAGGAGAAGGAGGGGGUGAGGCAGCGGAUGAUAGUCUGACCCUUGAUGAGCGUCUCACUCGCAUGGAGGAACAACUGAAACAGGAGGAGGAGAAAGAAAAGAAAGAUGGCGAGAAGGAGAAAGAAAAGCCAUCUGUUUCCAAUCCACCGCGGUUAGAGAAACAGGUCACAUUCUCUAUUGAAAGUAAGAAAGGAUCAGAGAAAGAAAAAGGAUCAGAGAAAGUGGGGGAAGCCGUUUUAGUGGAAUACAACGAGGUGGUGCAGAAACUCAGUGAGGCUCUGCAGUCGCUACAGAAGGACAUGCAGAAACUUACCGAGCAGCAACAGCAACUUAUGAGCAACCAAAGACCCAAAAAUAUGCUCAGAACAACUCCAAAAUCAACAACUAGAAAUAAUACCAAAACACCACCCAAAACUCCUCCUCACACUCCAACAAAAACACCACCAAGAACUCCGACAAAAACCCCAACCAGGACUACCAGUAAAGCUUGGGUGAUUCCUGCUGGUUCCAAUGCUCCAUCUGCUUCUUCCCCAUCACGCCGGUCUCAUCUUCUUUCCUCUUCCACAUCACCAAAAGCUAUUAUAUCUUCCUCCUGCCCAGCUUCUCGCACUAAGAGUCAGUCCACUCCCCGCAGCCCCAAACACCAUCCACGUAUCCAACACCAGCCUCACCCACGGCCUUCCGAACUUAAAUUCCCUCCGCUCAAUCGCGUCUUGACACCGACCCAAACUGUGGACACACUCCCACACCUGCGGCGCGUGUCGCCCAGCAAGUGUCAGGUACAGACCUCUUCUUCCUUCCGUAUCGGUGGACCCCGGACUCCCCAGGAGUCUCCCCAGGCUACCCAGCAGCCACAGGCUGCUGAGAGCACCUCGGACACAGGCUCAAGUGAAACACCCACCCAGUUUAGCCUGGAGUUGGAGCAGGAAGACACAGGGGUCAUUGGAGGGUUGCCGCAACCCAGGCAAGAUCGUCUAAGAGCUGCUGGAGGGAGCAGCUCUGGUGCUCCUUCCGAGUGCUCAUUUGAAAGUGAGACUUUGUCCAUGUCUGCUGCAUACAGCACAGGAGGUGAAGGAGGAAGAGCCGCAGGUGCGGGAAAGCAAUGCAGCCUGAUUGAAGUAUCAUUAUCAUCUCUUGGGGGACCAGAGGGGGGAAGCGAUGAACCAACUGAUGAGGGGCAGGAGUUCUCCUCCGAUUCCAUGAGCGACCACACAGAAUCCGCUGUGGAACCUGCAGAACUACUCCCUGCUGAACCUUUGGAUCCAAUAGAGCGACUAAAUUUGGCAAUAGAAGACAGCGAUGCGCCAAAAGAACAAAUUGGAUCGAAAGGCGGACAUGCAAGAGAGGCGGAGAUGUUAGAACCAGGUGAAGAGCAGAACGAAGUGGGAGCCAAAGGAGGAAUUGGAUUUUUUUUUAAGGAGGAGGUUCACAGUGAAGGGGAGAUGGCUCAGCGUAGAGCGGUACUGUUAGAACGACAGCAGAAGAGAACAGAGGAACUAAAGAAGAGGAGACAGUGGAAUGAGCAAGAAAGGGAAAUCAGACUAGCAUCCUCAGAAAAAAAAGCAGCAUCACCUUCCAGCACACCACCUGCAGCUACAACCUCACCUUCUCCUACACCUCCGGCUACUCCAGCUCGCCGUGGAGAUUUUACACGGGGGGAGUACGCAUGGCGGCAACAACUCAGACUCAUGGAGGACCUGGACAAAGUUCUUAAGCAAAAAUCGACUAACCAAGGACGAACUCCCACUAAGAAAAGCCGCUCCCGGCCUCGCAGCAUGACCAGAGAGGAAACGCAGCUAUCUCUGAGUCCCGCCAAGGGAGCGACUGGUACUAAGUUGACCAGAGUCUAUUCUCACUCCUCACUCAACCUGGCAGCCACAGACGAACGAGGAAACAAUGGUGGUGACCCCACGAAGAGACUCCGCAGCACCCGCCCUGAUUCACCUUCAGGUUGUGUAACACCAAGCAGACUGACAAAUGGAGAGAAGGACUCGGAGAGUGGUUCAAAUGGAACUUCACCUGCCCCAGAAUACUCAGGUCCAAAACUCUUCAAGGAACCAAGUUUCAAGUCCAAUAAAUUCAUCAUUCACAACGCGCUCUCUCGCUGCUGCCUCGCAGGGAAGGUCAACGAGUCUCAAAAAAACAAGAUUGUUGAGGAAAUGGAGAAGAGUCCUGCCAACCACUUCCUCAUCCUCUUCCGCGAUUCCAGCUGCCAGUUUCGAGGCGUUUACACCGUGAACCCUGACACCCAGGAGCUUGUGCGAUUGGCUGGGGUGGGCCCACGGACGGUUAGCUCCAUUCAGGUGGAGUCCAUCUACAAAUACAGCUCAGACAGGAAGCAAUUUAGUGCCAUCCCCUCUAAAACGAUGGGCAUGAGCGUGGACGCCUUCACCAUCCCCAGCCAUCUCUGGCAAGGAGGAGGAGCGGGAGGUGGAGGAAGCAGGAGAGCAAGUGUUACUAAGAAGGCUGUCACUUCCAAGUGAGAUCCAGUACACACAGUGGCACAUGGAUGAUGAAAACACUCUAAAUACACUGUAAUUACAGUCAAACUGUAGUGAAACACGAAAAACAUACGUGCACACUGACAGGCCUGUAAAAAACACCUCACCUCUGUUGGCCUCAGAUUUUACAAGAAAUUGAAAAAAAGAAAUUGGAGCGAUUUGUACUCCCCUUCAUGUGCACGAAAGUGUCAACAGCACAACUUUGAGACAGGAACAGCACAUUGAAACAGAGGAAGGUUUUGUAAUUACUCAAGGAUUAGUUACUUUUAAAAAGUCUCCUUACGUACACUUUCAUUGUUUGCAAAUACAAACAUGUUUUUUUUCUUUUGAAAGAAAAUAGUUGUUUCCUGAAAAACUUCAUGAAAUUAAUGAUUGCUAGCCAGUCCUCCCCUUAAGUAAAACAUCAGUUUUUUACACAAAGCCAAACGACAGAGAAAAUGCCUUCACGUCAGAGUGUCUGACGGGACCUUCGUCGUCUACGACGUUAAUUCUACCAGUAACUCUUAGUAGGUGGAUAAAUCACAUUUGUUUUGCAAGAUGAAAGAUAGCCAUAACCAUGUGAUACAUAUAGCAGAGGCGAACUUUUUCUUUUGGACAUCUGUAAAUGUGUAGCGGUUCUCAGAGAUGAUUACCACAGCAUGAAUGGUUAUUUACUGUAUGUGGUAUAAGCUUAUUUCAAAAUAAGAUCACAGUGGAAACUUGUGGUUUUGAUGAAACUAUAUUGAUGGUAUGUGAGCAUUAGAUGCCAAUUUAAACAACUUUUGUAUACUUGGACUUAUCAAAUGUUGAGAAUGACGUGUCAUAAACAAGCUUACAUCUAGAAGUACCUGAAUUGUUGUGCUCUUGGGAAGAGAUUGAUACAGACUGGAGUUCCAAGCGUUGCCAUCUUUGUAUUCCCUAAUGAAUCUUCCAUUAAAAAAAAAAGAAAGUCUUUCACAUUUGUGAAACUAACAAUAAACUGGAGACCAUUUUGCAAUUAGAUCACAUCAGCUGCCACACAUUCUGACACCCAACGCAUAAAGAAAUGCAUAAAGUCUAAAUAACAAUAAAAAAAUGAAAUUGCUUACAAAUCGUGGGUUGCAUUGCAUAAGCUCAUCUGUAAAUUAUGCUCUUUGAACUGUGUUGGA
Molecule: messenger RNA, 6052 nt
Organism: Neolamprologus brichardi
Lineage: Eukaryota; Metazoa; Chordata; Actinopteri; Cichliformes; Cichlidae
Source: RefSeq, a predicted model, not a curated record